Molecule: messenger RNA, 738 nt
Organism: Cantharellus anzutake
Lineage: Eukaryota; Fungi; Basidiomycota; Agaricomycetes; Cantharellales; Hydnaceae
Exons: 7
Coding region: 1-738 (245 amino acids)
Source: RefSeq, a predicted model, not a curated record
AUGUUCAAGCACACUGCUCUUUGCCUACUUCUCUUCACUGUCUCUGUCCUUGCUGUCCAAGCGCUGGAGUUACACCGCCUUGCACAUGAGCUUCGAGACCCUGCACACGGAGAUACAAACACGAAGCAACUCAUGAGGGGUUUGCCUCCUUUACCCCCGAGGAAUAUUGAAGCCUCACGAACUGAUGCUGCUCGAGGGUCAUGGACCAGCGACACAAUAACCUGGAGUGGCAACAUUAAAGUAACUGCCAAGGAUAAGGGUAAACCUAAGACCCUCGGAUACCUUGCACUGAACGGUAGUCAGCCAUGGUGUACGGUAGUUAGCGAGUUGAAGAAUGCUAGUACAUUCACAGCUACAUUACAGCAAGAAGGUGUCACUUCAGAUGUGAGCUUCAAAGAUAUUAAUGCUACAGCUUCCCAACAAUAUUUGGCAGGUCUGAGCAAUGCGACACUGGCAGCCAAUAAUCUCAUCGUCCUGGGGACUUCAGAGUUAACUUUUCCCCCUGAUGUCACUUACUCUGGUGGCUCUGUUUCCGCACCUGGAUCGAGCUACAAGACGGUAGUCUUUGAUCACAAUGCGGUAACCCACAAUCUUACAGCCAAAUGGAUUACUGAGAUCACGCAAAUGUUAUUAAUCAUAUGGGAUUCACGUCACAAUAAGAUCUUUCUCACAGUAGAUCAGACGAUCCUCCUCGUUGGUGAUACUAUGCGGUUUGUGAUUCUCUCUCUGGAUGACUGA